Molecule: messenger RNA, 1993 nt
Organism: Linderina pennispora
Lineage: Eukaryota; Fungi; Kickxellomycota; Kickxellomycetes; Kickxellales; Kickxellaceae
Product: 4-aminobutyrate aminotransferase
Exons: 3
Coding region: 64-1512 (482 amino acids)
Biological process (GO): GABA catabolic process
Cellular component (GO): mitochondrion
Molecular function (GO): pyridoxal phosphate binding
Source: RefSeq, a predicted model, not a curated record
GAAACCUUGCAAGGUUGGACGUUUAUCUCCCGUUUUUCACACACUAUUUCCUACUUGUACGCUAUGCUCAAGACAUUCGCUACCGCUUCGCGCGCUGCUCGCACCAGCCCGCGUUCGGCCACCGCAUUCCGCAUGGCCACGAUCCGGCUGCUCUCGCAGCUGGUCGAGCCUAAGGAGCCGUCGGUCACGACAGAGAUCCCUGGGCCCGAGUCCAAGAAAGUCCUCUCCGAGUUGGCCAAGCUGCAGGAUGCGCGUGCGGCCCAGUUGGUCGGCGACUACACGCAGUCGGUGGGCAACUACAUCGUCGAUGCAGACGGCAACAAGCUGCUGGACAUGUACUGCCAGAUCGCAUCGAUUCCGGUCGGCUACAACAACGAGGCCCUCCUGAAGGCAGCAAAGACCGACGAGAUGGCCAUCACGCUGGCGAACCGGCCAGCAAUGGGCGUGCUGGAGGAGGCAUUCAUGGCGGUGAAGCCCAAGGGCAUGGAGAUGAUUUUCACGUCGAGCCACGGCUCAGAUGCAAACGAGAUUGCGUUCAAGGCGGCGUUCAUGCACUACGCGCGCAAGAAGCGCGGCGCGCGUGGAUUCAAUGCGCAGGAGCUCGAGUCGGUGAUGGAGAACCAGGCGCCGGGGGCCCCUGACUUGUCGAUUCUGUCGUUCGGCUCCAGCUUCCACGGGCGCCAGUUCGGCUCGCUGAGCGCGACGCGGUCCAAGGCACUCCACAAGCUGGACAUUCCGGCAUUCAAGUGGCCCAAGGCGCCGUUCCCCCAGCUCAGGUACCCGCUGGACAAGUACGAGGCCGAGAACGCGGCUGAGGAGGCGCGGUGCAUUGAGGAGACGGAGCAGAUUCUCAAAACCAACGCGUCGCCAAUCGCCGCCGUCAUCGUCGAGCCGAUCCAGAGCGAGGGUGGAGACCGUCACGCAUCACCGCGGUUCUUCCAGGAACUGCGCCGCAUCACCGCUGAGAACGAUGUGCUGCUGAUCGUCGACGAGGUGCAGACGGGUUGUGCGGCCACGGGCACGUUCUGGGCCCAUGAGCAAUGGAACCUUCAGACGCCACCCGACAUGGUCACAUUCUCCAAGAAGAUGCAGGCGGCCGGCUUCUACCACACGCGCGCGCUGGUGCCAGACCAGGCGUACCGCAACUUCAACACGUGGAUGGGCGACCCAUCGCGCGCCCUCAUCGCCAAGGCCAUCGGCCUGGUGCAGCAGGUCCAGGAGGUCGGCAAGUACCUCAAGGGCCAUCUGGAGCCGCUCGCCGUGCGGUACCCGCGCGUCAUCAAGAAUGUGCGUGGUGCCGGCACCUUCCUGGCCUUCGACUGCCCGACGGCCGAGCUACGCGCCGAGCUGCUGGAGCUGAUGAAGAACGAGGGCGUCAACAUGGGCGGCUCUGGCGAGACCAGCGUGCGCUUCCGGCCCAUGCUGACGCUGACCAAGGCCCACGUCAAUGUGUUCCUGACGCGCUUCGAGAGCGUGCUCAACAAGUUGUACAAGAAGCACUGGCCUCAGUAGGUGUGUUAUCAGCAAUACAUUCACGCUCACGUGGCUCUACUUAUCUUCCGAAACGGUCAAUUUCCGAUCCGCCCCGUUUCCGCGCUUGCGUUUGAUGCGACGAUUGCCAGUCACAGUUUUCUGCACGUAGUUUAUUAGGUAGGCUAGCAGCAAGUUUAGUUCAUUUCCUUAUCUCCACAGCCUGUGCCAUUCCACCCUCCACCUCCCCCCAACGCCGACGCAACGGCUCACUGGACUCUGUGCGCCAGUGUCUGGUCGCAGGCUUUCAAGUUGAAACCGCUUUGCUGAACGCCAUUGGCUGGUAAUCUCCUGCAACUCGCGGCAAAGAGGUGGGUUUUUUCGGACUACCAACGUGCACCUCUUCUCUGCUCCUUUCACAUUCCCUCCACUUUGCUGCUUCCUUUUUCCCUCUUAGUCGAAAGAAAACUAUAGCGCCAUGUCUGCCAACACUGAGAACUUUACGCUCCCCAAGGCCCUGCGC